Hevea brasiliensis (rubber tree) is the source of this 1804-nucleotide messenger RNA. RefSeq lists its product as uncharacterized. The record is from RefSeq and is a predicted model, not a curated record. The coding region runs from base 1 to 1728 and encodes 575 amino acids. The transcript has a single exon. Lineage: Eukaryota; Viridiplantae; Streptophyta; Magnoliopsida; Malpighiales; Euphorbiaceae.
AUGUUGAUGGCUCAAGAUCUUUCCUUCUCUAGAACCCUAAACCCUACGUUCUCUCCCUUCCCAAUCCAACCCAAAGCCCUAACCCUUAAACCCCGAUUGCUAUCUACUGUAUCGCUUUCCCGCCGGAAUGCCUCUUCUCGAGGAGAAAUACGUGCAUUCGCCGGCCGGAGCAAGAAGAAACCCGGAGGGACCUCCCCGGGUAGAAUCGAGGGGAACCCUGAGUACCUGCGGCAAGUUAAGCGCAGUGCGCGGCAGAAGUCUCGCAAGCUGGCGGAGUCCUUCUUUUAUCGGCUGAAAAACCCGAACAAGAACUACGCCGAUAACUUCUCAGAGGAGGAGCUGAACUUAAUUGGUCUCGGGUACGACCGGAUGGUCAGGUUCAUGGAUAAGGACGACCCGAAUCUCAAACACCCCUAUGAUUGGUACAAAUACGGCGAGUUCGGGCCUUACUCCUGGCGGGGAGUGGUUCUUGGUGAUCCAAUAGCAGGUCGUUUCACUGAUGAGCGGGUAACCAUGUAUAGCGAAGUCAGAGACCAAGAAGAAUGGGAGAAGAUUGAGCAAUUUGAAAUGGAGGUUGAUUUUGGAGAGAGAUUGAAAAAAUUGGAUAAAAAUGUCGGCUUUAGGCAUUAUUGGGUGUUUGUUAGGCACCCAAAAUGGAGACUAAGUGAACAGCCAUGGCAGCAGUGGACAUUGGUGAGUGAAGUAGUUCUGGAGGCUGGUAAACAGAGGAUAGAUAAGUGGAAUUUGAUGGCUAGAUUAGGGAAUCAAACUAGAGAAUUGAUAACACAGUGUGCUGCUUGGUUUAGGCCAGAUAUUAUCUAUGUCAAGAGGCCAGUUUAUCAAUGUAGGUUUGAGCCUCAAGUGGAUUUUUUCAGGGCUUUGACGCCAUUGUUGGAUCCAAAAACGGAGAGAGAUUUUAUGUGUGAGCUGAGGAAUGAAGAGGAUGGUGGGAAUGUGGAAAUGUGUACAUAUUUUGAAGGCUUGUGUAAGAUUGUGAAGGUGAGUCGGAAGGCGUUCGUGGAUGAUGUGGUGAAUGCAUAUGAGAAGUUGAGCGAUGAGAAGAAGUCUUUGUGUUUGGAGUUCUUGCUCAUGAACCAUCCGGUGCUGUUGUUGCAUCCGUAUACCAAGGAGUGGAAGGCUAAGUUGGAGGAAAUGGAGAUGGGCUGUGAUGCACCAGAUGAUGAUGAUGAUCAUAAUAGUAAUGAGAAUGAGUUCACUGAUUGGAUUGAGGAUGAUGGCGAUGGUGAUGAUCGAGAAGAUGUGGUCGCGGAUAUGGAAGAGGGCUGGGAUGAUGGUGAAUUGGAAACUGAAGCGGGGGGUUUGAAUGAAGAAGAAGAAGAUGAUGAAGAAGAGGAUGAGAAGUACUGGGAAGAGAAGUUUAGGAAGGAAGUGAGUAGUGCAGAAGCAAUGGAGAAUCUAGCUAGAUGGAGCGUAGAGACAACUACUGAAUUGUAUAAGAGGCAGUUAAAGGCAAUGGAAACGCGGGAAAAGAUAAAAAAUAAAGAUGAAGAUGAAACUGCCUUGAGAGGUGUUAGAGCAAAAGUGAGUCCAGAAGAAUGGAAAGUUGCAGGAAUUGGCAGAUGGAGGAAGAGGAUUCGUAGGAGUAAAAUUCCUCCAGAGUUGUUCUUGCGAGCAGCAGUUAGACCCUUCACUUACAGGAACCUUGUCAAGGAGAUAGUUUUAACUAGGCAUGCAAUUUUGGAUGGUGAAAUUGGUAGGCAGGAAUGAAGCGUUGAGUGUCUUCAAUUUCUAGUUUCAGUAAAAAAAUAAAAUAAAAUAAAAUAUUUAAGUUUUCUUGAUUUUA